AGAAAUAAAACCCCUCCUUUUACAAUUUUGCCCCUCCUUUGCACUUGGUGUGUCAAUCACUUUCAGAUAAUAGCGUUUUCUCUCUCCUGUAAAACAGAACAAAAUCCAGAAGGAAUUGAAGAUUUCUACAGAUUUAAUUUUGGAGGGUUUUUAAAUUUGGAUGCAACACAAUAAUGACAAACAAGCCAGUGGAGGCUUUCCACCUCUUGGACCAAUUACAGUGUAUUUUGGAUCGCGACCCUCUUAUUGAUGAGUUGGGAUUUAUUCAUCCAUCCCAGCUAAUGAUGCUCAAUGAAGGGGAAGAUGCUGCCAUUCUUACUUCUAAGGAUUACAAAGUAGAUGCAAAACUGGGUUCUGAACCUUUAGAUGCUAGUGAAGUGGAGGGAAAAAAUGAUUUUUUCUGGAGUAGAGAGCACAAGUUGGGAAUAUCCACUGAGCACCUUCUUCCAUUGUAUAAAGCAGCAAAGCAGCGGUUCAUGGAUGCAUAUGCAAAUUAUAAAAAGAAUUCCAGUUGUUCUUUGAAGAAUGAGGAUGCGCCUAGCAGUUGCAUCUUAUCUGAGAUUGAGGAUGCAGUCAUGAAGCACAGCAAGGUUCUUUUGUUGUUGAGUAGUGACUUUGGGACUGCAUGGAAUGCAAGGAAGCUCAUUAUAUCAAAGAGAGAAGAAUUCUCGAUUUCAGACGAACUUCUCGUAUCCUCUUUGGUUCUUUCUCUUGCUCCUAAAUCCGAAAGUGCUUGGAACUAUAGGAGAUGGGUUAUCAAGAGAAUUGCUGGAAGAUGUCCAAAUCUGGAGCUGAUUUUGGCAAAAGAAUCUGAGCUUGUUGAGAAAAUAGCAGAGAAGUCAAAAAUGAACUACCGUGCUUGGAAUCACAGAUGUUGGUUAAUUUCUUAUAUGACUAGUGAACAGGCUCUUUGUGAAUUGAACACCAACAGAAAAUGGGCUGCGUUGAAUGUAGCUGAUAAUAGCUGCUUUCAUUAUCGACGGAAGCUAAUGCUGCGGAUGUUUGGGGAUGUGAGUCAUGGGAUAGCUGUUGAUACAUGUAUUACACAGGAGUCGCUUAAACAACUAUGGAAAGAUGAACUGGAUUGGAACGAAGUGCUAAUCAGACGUUAUAUUGGGCGAGAGGCCUUGUGGCUCCAUCGCCGGUUUUUAUCUGUAUAUUGGGUGAAACAUUUUGGAACUGAUCAACCUGACAUCUCACGGCACCCCAACGAGAAGAGCAUUGAAAGUGACUAUGUAUCUGUCUUUAUCGACAACGAAGUCGGUCUUCUGCGAGAUUGCUUGAAUCUUCCAGAGAGCAUGUUUGAGGAUGUUCAAUCACAAAUCAUUCAUUCUGCUUUCUACAUUUUGUGGCUAAACAGGGAACUUCUCUGUCCUACGAUUAUUAAUCUCAACCAGAAGCUUGAAACAGGUGAUUUGAGGACAUUGUUAAACAAGCUGUGCCCUGAAAAGAUUACUGUUUGGGAUUGUUUGUUGCGCGAACAUUCUUUGCAGGACUCUACAUCUUUGUGAGAGGAUUCCCUCCAUUUACUGACUUGAAAGAGAUGAUGAAUUUGGAAUGAUAGUUAAUUGUUAAACAGUCACAUCGAAUCCGAAAGUUUGUUGUGUUUUAGGCUACUUUAUUAGAAGUGUCAUAAUCAUAUUAAUAAUAACCAGCCAAUAAACAAAGCUUCAUUUUGUUACAGCAAGAACACAAUACUCAUUUGCAAUUAUUGUUAAAAAAUUCCUCAUCA
Chenopodium quinoa (quinoa) is the source of this 1732-nucleotide messenger RNA. RefSeq lists its product as uncharacterized. The transcript has 11 exons. The coding region runs from base 174 to 1511 and encodes 445 amino acids. Gene Ontology annotation, molecular function: CAAX-protein geranylgeranyltransferase activity; protein farnesyltransferase activity. Gene Ontology annotation, biological process: protein farnesylation; protein geranylgeranylation. Gene Ontology annotation, cellular component: CAAX-protein geranylgeranyltransferase complex; cytoplasm; protein farnesyltransferase complex. Lineage: Eukaryota; Viridiplantae; Streptophyta; Magnoliopsida; Caryophyllales; Amaranthaceae. The record is from RefSeq and is a predicted model, not a curated record.